Annulohypoxylon truncatum is the source of this 2145-nucleotide messenger RNA. Its product is annotated as RabGAP/TBC. Gene Ontology annotation, biological process: activation of GTPase activity. Lineage: Eukaryota; Fungi; Ascomycota; Sordariomycetes; Xylariales; Hypoxylaceae. The transcript is spliced from 6 exons. The record is from RefSeq and is a predicted model, not a curated record. Gene Ontology annotation, molecular function: GTPase activator activity. The coding region runs from base 1 to 2145 and encodes 714 amino acids.
AUGAGAUCUUUGGUCGAAUCGACAACACGAUGGCAAGAGACACUUAAGUAUAGUACCAGCCUCACGGAUUUGCAGCGAGCCGUCAAGGAUAACGGCCCAGAAAGCCCCUGCAUUUCGGGAUUGAGAUCCAUUUGUUGGAAGGCCUUCUUGCUAAGCCAGAGCACCGACACUACAGCUUGGUCGAAUGCUGUAUUAGAGUCGCGAGGAACAUAUGCUUCUCUAAGAGACCACUACUUGAAAUACAUUAAAAAUCCCGAAAAUCUCACUGCUGCAUCCUCCGAUCCCUUGGCAGACGACGCCAAUUCUCCUUGGAAUACCUUCCGCCAUGAUGAAGCUCUUAGGUCCGAAAUCCUUCAGGAUGUUCAACGUCUACCAGACGAGCCAUUCUACCACCAGACUCAUAUACAGAUGCUCAUUCUAGAUGUCCUUUUCAUAUACUGCAAACUCAACCCGGUAAUAAGCGGAUAUCGUCAGGGCAUGCAUGAGCUUCUAGCCCCUAUUGUCUAUGUCAUAGAGCAAGAUGCCGUCGAACCAACUGAUGCCACCUCGGAUCCCUCUGCAGACCCUAGAAUGCUAGAAAUUUUAGAUGCCGCAUUUAUUGAACACGACGCGUUCGCCAUUUUCUCUAGGGUCAUGGAUCAAGCAAGGUCUUUCUACGAAGUAGGCGAGCCUUUAGCAAAUUCUUCUCCCGCAAUGUCUGACCAACGCUCUCCAACGUCCUCUAUCGUCGAGAAAAGCCAGUACAUACAUGAAGUUUGUUUAUAUAAAGUAGACCCGGAACUCUCAACUCAUCUCAAAAAUAUUGAAAUUCUACCACAGGUUUUCUUAAUCCGAUGGAUUCGUCUUCUAUUUAGUCGCGAAUUUCCGUUUGAUCAGAUGCUCGUACUUUGGGAUACCCUGUUUUCGGUAGAUCCUUCGUUUAAACUGAUAGAUAUGGUUUGUACGGCAAUGCUGAUUAGAAUUCGGUGGGAUCUCCUUAACGCCGAUUACACUGUGGCGUUGCAACUGUUGCUCAGGUAUCCGCCUCCGCAGAUGAGCCACGGUCCACAUACAUUUGUCGACGACGCAGUUUAUCUAAAAGAUCAUUUGGAUCCAGUUGGAGGCUCCACGCUAAUAGCGAAGUAUACCGGAAAGCCGCCUUCACUACCGGGAACUGAUUCAGGGGCAUCAACCCCCAAGAGCUCCGCCUCAAACAUAAGGCGAAAAUUGGCCGGUGCUAGGUCGCCACUCUCUCCCUCGCGCUUCAAGCCACCGCAGGCUAGCAUGGAAGCGAUAUUUCAAGGUGCGGCUAAGAACGUCCUUGAACGAGGAGAGAAGCUUGGUAUCAACCAAGCGGUACGUGACGCUAUGGUGGAGAUACGCCGCAGUGUUCAAGAAGCUAAGGGCUCCAUGAAGGCCAGUCGGGAGCUCUUCACCGAGCCGGGGCCUAGCAACACGACGGUACGUGCCGUGGCGAUGUUGGAUCGGAGGAAUCGGCGACUAGCCGCUUUGUUGGAUGAACCAAUUUCCUCUCUAAAGAACCUCGCAAGUUCUGAUUUAGAAGACAAGCGGAGUGUUCAAGAUGCUCUUGCGAUCGCCGCCGCAAGGAUACAGUUUAUCAAGAUCUAUCUGGAAGAUUCCACCAUAGCUCUUCCAGACGAAGAAGAACCCGCAUCGUCAAUAUCUCCGGGAACGCCGUCCGGCGGCGACGUUAAUGCCGACCCAGAACCGCCCCUAAGUGACGCCGUCGCUGCGAUGACCCUUAAUCCACCACCCACGUCGGCAACUGACGUGAAUUCCCUAUCGGCUAAUUCACCUAUACCAGACCCGGAUAAGAUGGACACGGAUGAUCCCUUAGACUUUGGAACAUCGACAACGCCAGCAGAAAAGAAGCUAGAGCGACCGCAAGCGCCUAUCCCGACGCGGUCGACUCUCGCGCAAUCUUCCUUCUCGUGGAUGCUGGAGCCCGACAGCUCGUCCUCGUCGCAGAAAGCGCCUAUCUUCCCGUCGAAGUCGAAUAACUCGCAUCGCAAGAGGCCGUCCGCGAACGCUAGCCACGAGCGCACCGCGUUCCUGUUCGGGGAAGUAUCCGCUGACGAGAGCGGCCAGGCCGUACUGCCCGAAAAUAUAUUCGACUUGGAGGAGAUGCGGAACUCGAAAACGUGA